AUGUCAAGAAUCCCAUUGACAGUAACCGAUCCCGAAAACGAGAUUGAAGAAUCAAAUGCGAUUGAGUUGAGCCAAAUUGAUACCUUACCCUCAACUGCUGCUGAGUUGGGUCAAGCCACUGCUGAGGACCAACUAGUUCAAAAAUUGAUUCAAGGGAUCAAACACGGCCAACUGGUGGAAUCCAAGUAUCGUUUUGGAUUAGAGCAGAACGAGUUCUCUCUGCAAAAAGGAUGCUUGAUACGGGGAAUUCGAGUGUACGUGCCUGCUAGUCUUCGGAAACGUGUUCUGGAAGAAUUACAUUCUACUCAUUUCGGGGCAACCCGCACUAAGUCACUAGCACGAGGAUACUGCUGGUGGCCGGGGUUAGACCGAGAUAUAGAGGAAAUUGUUGCAAACUGCACCGACUGUCAGUCGGUACGUGCUGAACCUGCUAAAAUGAACUUGCAUUCCUUGGAAACACCUAGUAAACCGUUUCAAAGAGUUCAUGUCGACUUUGCUGGUCCAUUCAUGGCUACUUAUUUCUUCAUUUACGUCGACGCGUUCAAUAAAUGGCCGGAAGUUCAAACAUGCCGAUCCAUUACAGCUGAAAACACCGUCAAUAUGUGUCGUGAGAUCUUCAGUAAAUUCGGUAUUCCGUCAGUGCUGCGAUUCCUCAAGAUGAAUGGUAUAGUACACAAAAUGGGUGCACCAUACCAUCCGGCCAUGAACGGCCAAGCCGAGCUUUACGUUCAAACCAUCAAGCAGAAGUUGAAGACAUUAAAGUGCUCUAGGUCUCAACUAAACUUGGAACUGUGUAACAUUCUUCUUACAUACCGAAAAAUGAUUCAUCCAUCAACGGGAAAAUCACCGUCAAUGCUCGUGUUCGGUCGACAGAUUCGAUCGAGACUCGACUUAUUACUACCGAAGGAUGAAACUUCAAGGAAAGUUGACAUUCCUGUGCGUCAGUUCUGCGAUGGUGAUAGAGUUCGUGUACGUGAUUUCUUAUCAAAUAGCAAGUGGAAAUUUGAUAAGAUUGCUGAAAAAGUCGGGAAGCUCCGAUAUGCUGUUCGUUUGGAUGAUGGACGAAUCUGGGAGCGUCAUAUUGAUAACAUAGUAGGUGUGGGCGCUAAUCUACAAGGAGAUUCGGUGAACACUCCAGAUGCGGAGGAGUUCAUUGAACGCUACAAGCCAACUGCUUCUGCUGCGGUUGUUCCGGUGACUGCGUGCUCAAACGAGACUACUGGUACGACACCGGUGGUUGCUUGCGAUGAUACUGCAGAAACGAAUGAUGCUCCAUGUCCGGAGCGUUCUUCCACUACGGAGAUCAGACGAUCUACAGCGAUAGAGAAAUUGCCGUUACCUCGGCGGUCCGGUCGUAUGAUUAAACCUCCCCAGAGAUUGAAUUUGUAA
This is a messenger RNA of Malaya genurostris, 1389 nucleotides long. RefSeq lists its product as uncharacterized. Gene Ontology annotation, molecular function: nucleic acid binding. The coding region runs from base 1 to 1389 and encodes 462 amino acids. The transcript is spliced from 2 exons. Gene Ontology annotation, biological process: DNA integration. The record is from RefSeq and is a predicted model, not a curated record. NCBI's taxonomy places the organism in Eukaryota, Metazoa, Arthropoda, Insecta, Diptera, Culicidae.